CUCUUUUACUGCUACUUUCCGUGUAAAGGGACCACCGCCCAGGGAGCCUUGGGGUACGCCUCAGGGUGCGCCCUACUACGCAAGCAGGGUACGCCAAUCACGUAAUAGAUACGGCCCUCUAGUCGCAGCACAAGGGUAUACGCCGCUUAGACGUCGGCGUUGGAGCUGGCGGUUGGAAUCACUAUGACCCGGACUAUGACCCAGUUUGCCCAGCUCACCUGAUGAUUAUGCACUUUCCACCAUAAGCAUUAAUACUGCCGUUUCCGGGUACGAAGAAGCAUUUACGGCGAAAUGGCGAGUGUAGACCCUGUCCAAGUUUUGCGUGGGCAUCUUGGCGAGGUCCAGACCCUCGCUUUUCUAUCGGAGGAUCACUUAUAUUCCGGGGAUAACAACGGAGAGCUCCGCUUCUGGGACCUAGCAACAUGUCGCACUGAGUACAUGGCAAGGCUGCAUGACUCUAAUGCGGGGGUGAUGCACCUGGUGUGCCUGCCCGAGUACCGAGCUCUCGUAAGCCAAGGCAGAGACGGCUGCGUGCGGAUGUGGGCAGUUGGAGAAGCAGGCGCAUUGGACAGAACACGGCCGCUGUGCGAGAUCCGGACCGACUCCUUCAACUUCUGCCGCUGCGCUGUGUGGGCCCCCGCCGCCCCGGCGUGCACCUCAGGGGCUGCUGCGGCGCUGCGGGGUGUCGCUGUGGCCUGCGCCGCCCGGGAUCCGGCGGAGGUGGCGGUGUGGCAUCCCGCUGAGGCCCCCACUGCUGUCGUACAUCUCCGUCAAGGCAGCUUUGAAACCAAGCACGGCAUGUGUAUGUCCCUGGCGUUCCUCCCCACCGACGCCCCGGCAGCUAUCCCGCCGCAACCACCCCUGCCGGCAUCCCCAGAACAGGCCCCGGCCCCGGCCCCAUCCUCACAGCCCUUAACACAGACCAAUAACAGCGAAGCAACUGACAACGCACGGGAAGGCGAGGAGCUCAGGACGGGCCAUGCCAUCAGUAGCUCGGAACAGGGCACCGGCGGGGAUGGCACCGGGGACGGCAGCGGUGGUGUUGCUGCCGCCGCCGACCCACGGUUCAUCAUGACAGGCUACGAGGACGGUGUGCUGGCGCUUUGGGACUUGCGCAGCCCGGGUCGAGCACUGGGGUCCAUCCGUGCGCACCAGGAACCCGUCAUGUGCCUGGACGUGCGAGCAGGGGGCUCCAGGGCCGGCACGUACGACAUGGUUUCUGGAUCCGCCGACGACCAGCUCGCCUGCUGCCGGGUCCGCCCCGGUGAGGCCCAACCGCUGGGGCCGUCUCCGCCGCGGGUGCUGCGGCUGCGCGAGGCUGGCUGUGCGGAUGUGCGCAUCCGGCGGGAUGGCAAGCUCUUCGCAGCCGGCUGCUGGGACGGCUGCACGCGGCUGUACUCGCUGCGCCGGCGCGAGCCCCUGGCGGUCCUCAAGUACCACCGUAACCAGAUGACCUCGCUGGCGUUCAGUCCGCUCACGAACACGCUGGCGACGGCAAGCAGAGACACCACGGUGGCGCUCUGGUCGGUGUACGCGAGCAGGGCGCAGCAGCAGCAGCAGCCCUGAAGCAGGAGCGAUGGAUUGCAAGGGGCAUGCCACAGUUCGUGAGGAGGGGGAUGAGGCUUGAAUGGCGCGUUCAGGGGGUCUGGCAUUGGGCCUGUGGGAGCAGGGUGCAGUUCUGGCGUGUGAUUAUACAUGGCAUGUCGUCGCAGGGUGUGUAAAAUUGAAGAUGGUCCGUUGAACAUGUGAUACUGUUUGUAAAUGUGAAGCAAUUUCAUGCAGACGUCGAUUUAGCAAGAACUUAUUGCAUUUUAUGGGUGUGAAGCGCUCCGAACCCGCGUCUGGUGUGGCUAUGGCAACACGUUUCAUCAAUGCGUAAGUGGUUAUAAUUGUUUGAUAGGCGAGCUUUUAACAGUAUAGUAUUUAACAAUACUCGACCUCCUUUGGGUGGCAACUGCUUUCAGCUGCUAAUCCCACCGACCGUCUGUCGAGAAGGGAAAUCUAUAUCAAAAUCACUGCCUUUGGCACUGCACAAUACUAUAACGUAUCAAGUAUCCGGCGGUAGCCAACAUUGCCAAAUAUGGCGGGCAGCGCCAAUCGAGAAAAGCAACACUUUGAGUUCUUCGGUCCUCAUGGACCUGCGAUCUUGAUGCUUGCGCUACCUGCUGUCGUUUAUGGGCUUGUCAUCGGGUGCAACAAGGAGUCCUGCCUGCAACUAUGGCCUGAGUUCAGGCUGCCGUCGCCUCCAUCCGGCUUGCGAUUGUACACCCAUGAGGCGUUCCUGGCCUUCCUCGGGUGGUUCUUCGGCCUGGUGGCGCUCCACCUGCUCCUGCCCGGACAGAAUGUACAGGGCGUGUUGCUUUCAAACGGAAAGCGACUGACGUAUAAGCUUAACGCUUUUCGGCUCCUCGUGCUGACGUACGGCGCCGCGCUGUACUUUGGAUUCUACACCCGCCAGCUGGAUCUCGGUUGGCUGUACGACAACUUUGCCCCGCUGCUGACGGCCUCCCUGCUGUUCAGUUCCGCUCUGUCCGUCUACCUGUACGUCUCGUCCUUCAAGAAGGGAGCGCUCCUGGGCAGCAUUGGCAACACGGGGUACCCCGCCUACGAUUUCUUCAUGGGUCGGGAGCUGAACCCCCGGCUGCUGUGGGGCACGUUUGACCUUAAGGAGUUCUGCGAGCUGUACCCGGGCAUCAUCGGCUGGGCGCUGCUCAACCUGGGAAUGGCGCACAAGCAGCUCUCGACCCACGGGUCGCUCUCCAACUCCAUGCUGCUCGUCAACGCCUUCCAGCUGUACUACGUGGCUGACGCGGUGUGGAACGAGCGCUCGGUGCUGACGACCAUGGACAUCACCAGCGACGGGUUCGGCUUCAUGUUGGCGUUCGGCGACCUGACCUGGGUGCCCUUCACCUUCGUCACCACCGCGAGGUACCUGGUAGACCACCCGCAGCACUUGUCCCUGGCGGGUGUGCUGCUGGUGUUGGCUGUCAACGCGCUGGGCUACUACAUCUUCCGGGGCGCCAACGGCCAGAAGGACCUCUUCCGGUCCAACCCGAACGACCCGCGGGUCGCUCACCUGCGCACGCUGAAGACGGAGCGCGGCACCUCGCUCAUCGUGAGCGGCUGGUGGGGCACCGCGCGCCACAUCAACUACUUUGGAGACUGGAUUAUGGGGCUGGCUUGGUGCAUGCCGGCGGGGCUUACCGGCCUCUCCGCUGUGGUGCCGUACUUCUACUGCAUCUACUUUGCAUCGCUGCUCAUCCACCGGGAACGCCGCGACGAGCACGCGUGCAGGGUCAAGUACGGCAAGGACUGGGACAAGUACUGCGCCCUUGUGCGCUAUCGCAUUGUGCCGUACGUUUACUAAACGCAUCUUGGCUGACAAGAACAAAGGCGGUUUUGGGAGCACCAGGUUCUGAAUGCUGGAGCUAGCCUCAGAUAUGUCGAGCGAGGAUUUGCAAUUGUUUCAGUUGCGUGUGCGUUGGCAGUUGGAUUCAGUGAUUUGCAUGUUUGUCGGCUGUUACCGGGGCGCCUGGUUGUUGGAAUUGUGAAAUUAAGGAUUCAUAUGAAGAAAGCUAUGCUGCACCUUUGACGUGGUGGUAACUUAAGCUACGAAUUCAGCCAUUGCUCCUUAACGAAGCGACUAACUAGUUGUUAUCAACAUAUGAUCAUUGAAUUUAUACAUGGCAUGCUACUGACCCAAUGAGUGCAGCUAGGAAUGGGAGCGGCGGCCUCCUUCGGCGCGCCUGGCGUGCUGUCGAUAGGUUCUUGUCAGUCGACCUCACACCGGAGCCAAAGUUAGUUUAUUCCUUCAAGGGCCAGCGCGAUGUGGAUGCCUGGAACGUGUUUUCCGACUCAACCUUUGGAGGUCUUUCGAAAGCGGCAUUUGAACUUUCGGAGAGCAAGCAGACAGCCAUAUUUUCGGGGACCUACUCUAAGGAGGUCCUAGAAACGUCGAGACUUAUUCGCUCGGGCUACUGCGGGAUAAACCAAGUGAGGGCUCUCCCCCUGAACCUGCGGAAGUACGACUUCCUUGACUUCCGGGUGCGGGGCGACGGCAACACCUACCUGGCCAACAUUCGACUAGACCAGCUGACAGGUGGCGAUGAGGAAGUGUGGCAGGCGACGCUGCGGACAAGUCCGGACACCUGGCAGGAUGUGCGACUUGACUUCCGUGACUUUGUGUUCACAUUCCGCGGGCGGCUUGUGACGCACCAUGCGCCCACAUCCGCCGGCAUGCCGCGACACAACAUUAUUGCGGUGGGCCUCACCAUGGCUGCCACGGAGGAGAUGCCGCGCGAGGGGCCCUUCCGGUUGGAGCUGGAGUCGGUGCGCGCGGGCGCCUACUCGCUGAGCGGCCAGGCGGCUGCGCGGAAGGCCUUUGCGGGCUACCACCGAUUCCGAGAGGAGGAGGGGCUGGGAGAGGACGUGAUGCCGCGAGUGCAGCCGCCACCCAUUAGCGGGCCGGAGGACCCGCGCCCGCCGGCGUAGGGAACCGGGGGUUAGGGUACGGGGUGUGUGCCAGGGUUUAGGGCGGAUGGGGUUUCAGUUGGCUGGCGGAUUGAGAAGACGGUAGGAAUUGGCGGUGAGGAUGGAGGGUUAUUUGGGUCGUCGAUAUGGCAGGGUGUUGCGAUUGCGAUGCGCUUGGAUUGGAGGCUUGCGCGGGUAGGGUUCUGGUGCUUGGGAUCGUCGCGGCUCUUUUGGUGACACAAGAACGAGUAUGGGCGGACAUCCGGCUGCAUUACAGUGCUGCUUCUUAGGACCUGCAAAGCAGGUCGUGAACCGUAGCUGUUUUAAGCAAGGUGGCCAGGACACCUGGGCCGCUUGCUGUCUAAUUCUUAUGGGUGCGAUGAUCAAUAUACAUGCAAAGUGCUUUGCAAGGAAGCUGCACCAGUACACGGAGUGCCGUGGCUGCGGCAACGGUUGGCCAUGUCUUGCG
This is a messenger RNA of Astrephomene gubernaculifera, 4939 nucleotides long. The record is from the annotation of a GenBank genome assembly. Lineage: Eukaryota; Viridiplantae; Chlorophyta; Chlorophyceae; Chlamydomonadales; Astrephomenaceae.